AUGUCAGAACAGGAGAAAGAUUCUAGACAUAAUGAGGGUUUAUCAACAUCUCCAAACAAGAGCGAAUUAGACAGUAAAACGAAGAAAGCUAUGGAGUCAAUGGCUCCUUUCCUGAUGGAUUUUGUUCCUAAGACUUCUUCCAGCGAAAAUACUUCAUUGAAGCUACUACCUGUUAGUCCUAAGGAAGGUUCCGAUGAAGAAGAUGAGGAUGUAGGUGCGACAUUACAGAGAACGUUAAGUCAUAAUUCACAACAUGGUAAUUCGACGACAAUCAAAGCUGCUAGCUCUCCCAGUGUUAACAUUGCAGCCAAGGAAUAUGUUUUAAAUCCUAUUAAGUUCAAUGAUAAUUCUUUCAAUUCUAACCCGAAUCCGGUAUCUAUGGAUCCUCCAUCUCCUUCAGCAAGCAACAGUGAAGCUUCGAGCAAUAAUAGUAGUGCACCAAACUCAACUGCUUCCUCCAAAAGACCGUCUAUUUCUCACGUGAAACUUCAAUUACCAAAAAUUGGUAAAAUUGGGGUUUGUGCCAUGGAUAAUAAAGUCCUUUCCAAACCAUGCAGGAGAAUUCUAAAUACGUUGAUUGAAAAUGGUGAAUUUGAAACAAUAAUAUUUGGUGAUAAAGUUAUAUUAGAUGAGAGUGUCGAAAACUGGCCAACUUGUGACUUUUUGAUUUCUUUUUUCUCCAAUGGUUUUCCAUUAGAGAAAGCUAUCCAAUAUGUAAAUUUAAGAAAGCCAUUUUUUAUCAAUGAUCUAGUAAUGCAGAAAGCUCUUUGGGAUAGAAGAUUAUGUUUGAGACUUUUAAAAAGCGCAGGUGUCCCGACACCGCCUAAAUUAGAAAUUAGCAGAGAUGGUGGUCCAGUCUAUGACGAUCAAUUAAAGUCUAUGUUAAUUGAGAGAGGGGUAUCGAUUGAUCCAAUUCCAGAACCAAAAUGGCGAAUGAUUGAUGAAGACACUUUAGAAGUCAAUGGUGAAACCAUGACUAAACCCUUUGUCGAAAAACCUGUUGACGGAGAAAAUCAUAAUAUUUAUAUAUAUUAUCAUUCUAAAGAUGGUGGUGGUGGUCGAAGGCUAUUUAGAAAAGUUGACAAUAAGUCUUCGGAAUUUGACCCCACAUUAUUAAUGCCUCGUACUGAAGGAUCAUAUAUAUAUGAAAUGUUCAUCGAAACAGACAACUCUGAAGAUGUCAAAGCCUACACAGUUGGAGAAAACUUUUGUCAUGCCGAAACAAGAAAGUCGCCGGUUGUUGAUGGUAUUGUCAGAAGAAAUACGCAUGGUAAAGAAGUUAGAUAUUUGACAGAAUUAAGCACAGAAGAAAAGCAGAUGGCAAGUCGUGUUUGUAAGGUUUUUUCUCAAAUGAUAUGUGGAUUUGACAUUUUACGUGUAAAGGGUAAAAGUUACGUUAUCGAUGUCAAUGGGUUUUCCUUUGUAAAAGAUAAUGCUGCGUAUUAUGACCAUUGUGUGAGGAUUCUAAGGGAAACUUUUAUUGAAGCCAAAAAAAGAAUUGAUUUAAGGAAGAAAAAUUUACCAGUUAUUCAAGAAGAAAAGUCUCAAAAAUGGGUAUUCAAGGGAUUGGUCACUGUCAUUCGCCAUGCUGAUAGAACACCUAAACAAAAAUUCAAGCAUUCUUUCACCUCUCCUAUAUUUAUUUCACUAUUAAAGGGACAUAAAGAAGAAGUUGUGAUAAGAAAAACAGAUGAUUUAAAGAUUGCUUUAAAAGCUUUACAGCUUGCUAUCGAUGAGAAUGCAGAAGAUCCCACAAAAUUAUAUGUCCUGUUUAAAGCAUUGAAAAAGAAACUAGAUUUUCCAGGAACCAAAAUUCAAUUAAAGCCUCUUUUGAAUAGUGAUAAAGAGGUAGAGAAGGUCCAAUUUAUUUUGAAAUGGGGUGGCGAACCAACACAUUCUGCCCGUUAUCAAGCUCGUGAAUUAGGUGAACAAAUGCGUCAAGAUUUUGAUCUCUUGAACAAAUCAAUACUUCAAAACAUCAAAAUUUUUUCCUCAUCAGAAAGACGUGUUUUACUCUCUGCUCAAGUAUGGGCAUCAGCCUUAUUUAGUGAAAAUGAAGUGGGAAGUGACGAAAUUAAUAUUAGAAAAGAUUUGCUUGAUGAUAGUAAUGCUGCCAAAGACUUAAUGGACAAAGUAAAAAAGAAACUGAAACCAUUACUAAGAGUUGGAAAUGAAAUUCCAUCUCAAUUUGCUUGGCCAGCUAAGAUGCCCGGUCCUUAUACGGUCACAAAAAGAGUUGUCGAUUUGAUGAAUUAUCAUCAUGAGGUCCUCAAUCUUAAUUAUCAAACAAAGGACGUCGAUACAUUUCAAAAACGUUGGUGUUGUGGUGAAGAUCCGUUCCUAUUUAAGGAAAGAUGGGAGAAACUUUUUAAAGAAUUUGUUAGCGUUGAAAAAUUAGAUCCAUCAAAAAUAUCAGAGCUUUAUGAUACCAUAAAAUAUGAUUCGCUCCAUAAUCGUGAAUUUUUAGAACACGCAUUCGAUCCUAGUGGAUUUGAUCAUCAAAUCAUCGAUGAGGUGUCCAGUCAUUUCCUUGUUAAUAACUACCCUGUCAAUGUUUUGGCCAAGAAUAAUUUCAAAAUCACAGAUACUGUACCUAAACAUUCUAGCUCAUCUACUGCUAGCAGGAGUUCUAGUCUUCUUGGGUCUUCAGGGUGGGUUAUUGAAAGCAAAAAGCCAGUAGAUUUUGAAAAGACUCAACAAAGUUCAUGUUUUGAAAAAAGACGUUUCAUCCUUUUCCAAGAAUUAUUUAAGCUAACCAAAGUUCUAUUUGACUUUAUAUGUCCUAAAGAAUACGGCAUUAAGGAUUCAGAGAAAUUAGAUAUUGGGCUCUUGACCUCUUUACCAUUGGCCAGGCAAAUUUUAGACGAUAUAGACGCAAUGAAAACGAGACAAGACCCUGAGUGUAUUGCAUAUUUUACAAAAGAGUCUCAUAUCUAUACAUUAUUAAAUAUUAUUUAUGAAUCAGGUAUACCUAUGAGAAUUCCAAGGAAUGCGUUACCUGAAUUUGAUUAUCUUUCUCAGAUUAAUUUUGAACUAUAUGAAAGCACAGAUGGCAAUGGAGAAAAAAUGCAUUCGAUUAGAUUAAAAAUGUCACCUGGUUGCCAUACACAACAUCCAUUAGAUGUCCAGCUUGAUGAUAAACACUAUAUAAGUUGUAUUCACAAAAUUUCUUUAACAAAACACUUGGAUAUUGAUUAUGUCCAAGAGAAGAUUAGAAAUAAAUUUACAAGAGUUAACUUACCUAAGAAAUUUACUCCAGUUAAUAUUACUAGUCCAAAUCUAACAUUUCAACCAGGUAUGAGAGAUUUUAACAAGAUCAGUGAUGUAUCGUUGGAAUCAAGGGAAACGGACAACACAAACAGUACAGAUAAUACCGAAAGCACUUUAAACUUGACGAAAGCUUCCGAAUUGACUGUUUCGUCUAUUGAUGGUGUUUUGAAUGCUACUUCAGAUACUAUUAACAAGUAG
Messenger RNA from Tetrapisispora phaffii CBS 4417, 3468 nucleotides. RefSeq names its product inositol polyphosphate kinase VIP1 (gene VIP1). NCBI's taxonomy places the organism in Eukaryota, Fungi, Ascomycota, Saccharomycetes, Saccharomycetales, Saccharomycetaceae. Gene Ontology annotation, cellular component: cytosol. The record is from RefSeq and is a predicted model, not a curated record. The transcript has a single exon. Gene Ontology annotation, molecular function: diphosphoinositol pentakisphosphate kinase activity; 5-diphosphoinositol pentakisphosphate 1-kinase activity; inositol hexakisphosphate kinase activity. Bases 1 to 3468 code for a protein of 1155 amino acids. Gene Ontology annotation, biological process: inositol phosphate biosynthetic process; inositol metabolic process.